Staurois parvus is the source of this 461-nucleotide messenger RNA. NCBI's taxonomy places the organism in Eukaryota, Metazoa, Chordata, Amphibia, Anura, Ranidae. The record is from the annotation of a GenBank genome assembly.
UGUUGCCUCAGUUAUGUGAUCAGCUGUGUCCAAUCACAGCUGAUCGCAUCAUCCUUCAGAGGGGACAUGUGCACUGAUUAUCAGGGCACUGAUGAUCAGUGUGCCCUGAUGAUCUGUGUAGCCUCAGCAGUGCCACCUGUCAGUGUCCAUCAGUGCCAGCUGUCAGUGCUCAUCCAUGCCACCUGCUAGUGUCCAUUAGUGCCACAUCAAUGCCACAUAUCAGUGCCUACCAGUGCACAUCAAUGCCACAUAUCAGUACCCAUUUGAGUUGCCUUUCAGUGUCACCCAUCAGUGCCACCUAUCAAUGCCAGUCAGUGCCGCCUAUCAGUGCUGCCAAUCAGUGCUGCCUAUCAUUGCCAAUCAGUGCCGCCUAUCAGUGUGCAUCAGUGCCGCCUAUCAGUGCCCGUCAGUGCUGCCUAUCAGUGCCGCCUAACAGUGCCAGUCAGUGCCGCCUAUCAGUG